This is a messenger RNA of Durio zibethinus, 1702 nucleotides long. NCBI's taxonomy places the organism in Eukaryota, Viridiplantae, Streptophyta, Magnoliopsida, Malvales, Malvaceae. The record is from RefSeq and is a predicted model, not a curated record.
AUGGCUGGACCUAACCAUGUUGUAGAACCCUAUUUAUUGCAGUUGUUGAACAAAUCUGACCCAUAUUCUUUGGAUUUGCGAUCUCUUCAAUACUACUUGCCAUUAGGUGUUACUGUUUUGCUUGUUGAUGGUGAUUCAACCUGCCUUACUAUCAUAUCAAAAAUGCUUCGCAGGUUUGGCUACAAAGUCAUGACUGCUAAACGAGCAACUGAUGCAUUUUGCAUCAUUCGAGAUGGGGAAUACAAAAUUGACCUUGUUCUAGCAGAAGGCUGCCUGCCUGAUAUGGAUAAAUAUGAGCUACUUGAGACAAUAAAGAAAAUGUCUAAGCUUCCUGUUGUUCUCAUGUCUGUUGAUUACAAUGGGAAUGCCAUGCUAGGUUGCCUCUUUAAAGGUGCUAUGUUAUACCUUGUCAAACCAAUCACCAUGGAUGAUCUUAAAAACCUAUGGCAGUUUGCAUUCAUUAAGGGAAGAGAAAACUUACUAGCUGUGGAAGAGAUAAGUGGUAUUGAGGAGGAAUCAUCUCUGGAGAAUGCAUCAGGUGUGAAUGUAGAAUCUCAACCACUUAUAAGUGAAGGGAGGCAGAAUCUCCAAAAAGUAAAAAGAAAAAGAUCAGAUGAAAUGCUAAAUGAUGAGGACGAUAAUGAUGAUUCCACAGCUCCAAAGAAGCCAAAGCUAAUUUGGACUAAUGAGCUACAUAAUAGAUUCUUGCAAGCUAUGAAAGUACUUGGUAUUGAUGGAGCUCAUCCAAAGAAAAUACUUCAGCAUAUGAAUGUUCCUGGACUAAAGAAAGAACAUGUUUCAAGCCAUUUACAGAAAUAUCGUCUCUCCUUGAAACAGGAACAAGAUGCAAUUCAGAAGACCAUGAACAGCAGUUCCACUUUCGUAAAUGUUGCAUCUCAUCAUGUUUUGUCUCCAUUCGGUCUACAAGAAGGGUUUCAUCAAUUUUCAGAUAUGCAGUCCAUGAGGAUAGCAGACCAACCAGCUAUCAAUGGCCUAAUUCAGGAGAAUCUUAAUGGUUGCUUGACUAUUCCUUCCCCUGAUUCUGCAUAUCUGCUUAAGCAUGUGGAUUCAAAUCAUUAUGAUGCACCAACGACUAAAUUUGAGCUAAAGACUCAGUGCAUUGAACAGCUAGAUUCUGCUUAUCCUGAAUGUAAUCGGACUGGUGACAGGGUCAUAAAUAAUGAAGGGCUGGUUGGUUUUCAUCAGACAGGGAAUUCGGAACAAUUUCUGAAGGCAGAAAUUGAUCUUUUGAACAUUGGAGAUUCUUGGUUGGAAAGUUUAUUACAUUGCCCAACACUAUUUGAUGGUUCUUUGCUAGAAAAACAACAAUCUGUGCUACCAGAGCCAUUGCAACUGCCUCCACCACAGGAUCAGGAGGUACAUGAUAAUUUUGGGGCUGAAAGAGGGAGGGAAUCUGAUGAGUUGUUUACCACAGGAAAAGGAACAAGUCCACUAUUCCAUUAUGAUGAUUUUGAUGGUUUCUGGUAGAUCAGUCACUUUCAUGUCCAGUUUUUGGUGCAAUAAUGCCUGCAGUGGCAGCUUGAUUGGUGACAUCAAUGCUAGGACAAUAUGUAAAGCAACAUUCAGGGAAUACCGCUAUGCUCACUUGUUCAGGAUUUUCUGAUCCUGAAUUUGACGAAACGCAUAUAAUAUAUUCUGCUUCCCUCCUGCUUAGUAAAUGUUAUAAUUUCUGCGACAUCGG